CGCCGCCAGCACUAAAGAUGGAGAGGCGCCGGGGCCUCGCAGGGGAGGGGGCUCGGCGUUGACGUGGGACGCGGCGGAGGCGCCGAAGCCGGUGGUGAUUUGCUAACCUCACAGCAGAGAGGAGUUGAGGGCGAUGAGAGCGGGUACUGCGAACUGCCGGGCGACGCCGCCGCUGCCGCCGUGAUCCCGAGAGCAACAGUUCUCCAGCAGCCCCGCUCCCCGACACUGGCACACCCCCGGAGGCACGCACGCCCACCCCACGGCGCCCGGCGUGGCAGCGCCCUCUCCACUGGCCCACGAGACUCAGCCUGCCCCACCACGCGGAGCCCGGAAGGAAAGAGAGCCUCAUGCCUAAGCCGCGGGGAGCACCAUGGAUCUGACGAAGAUGGGCAUGAUCCAGCUGCAGAACCCCAGCCACCCCUCGGGGCUCCUGUGCAAGGCCAACCAGAUGCGGCUGGCCGGGACGCUGUGCGAUGUGGUCAUCAUGGUGGACAGCCAGGAGUUCCAUGCCCACCGGACCGUGCUGGCCUGCACCAGCAAGAUGUUUGAGAUCCUCUUCCACCGCAACAGCCAGCACUACACUCUGGACUUCCUCUCGCCAAAGACUUUCCAGCAGAUCCUGGAGUAUGCCUACACGGCCACGCUGCAAGCCAAGGCGGAGGACCUGGAUGACCUGCUGUACGCCGCCGAGAUCUUGGAGAUCGAGUACUUGGAGGAGCAGUGCCUGAAGAUCCUGGAGACCAUCCAGGCCACAGACGACAAUGACACGGAGGCCACCAUGGCGGACGGUGGGGUGGAGGAAGAAGAGGACCGCAAGGCCCGGUACCUCAAGAACAUCUUCAUCUCGAAGCAUUCCAGCGAGGAGAGUGGGUAUGCCAGUGUGGCUGCGCAGAGCCUCCCCGGGCCCAUGGCGGACCAGAGCCCGUCCGUGUCCACCUCGUUUGGCCUUUCAGCCAUGAGUCCCACCAAGGCCGCCGUGGACAGUUUGAUGACCAUAGGGCAGUCUCUCCUGCAGGGAACUCUUCAGCCCCCCGCAGGGCCUGACGAACCUGCUCUGGCUGGGGCCGGGCGGCUCCCCGGGGUAGCUGAGGUGAAGACAGAGAUGAUGCAGGUGGAUGAGGUGCCCAGCCAGGACAGCCCCGGGACAGCCGAGUCCAGCAUUUCGGGCGGAUUGGGGGACAAGGUGGAGGAAAGGGGCAAAGAGGGGCCCGGGACCCCAACUCGGAGCAGCGUCAUUACCAGUGCAAGGGAGCUGCACUACGGGCGCGAGGAGAGUGCCGAGCCGCUGCCGACCCCCGCGGAGGCUGGCCAGGGCCCCCCAGGCCGACAGGAGCACCUGGCGCCCCCCGCAGAGAAACAUCUGGGCGUCUACUCCGUGUUGCCCAACCACAAGGCUGACUCUGUGCUGAACAUGCCGUCGUCGGUGUCCUCUGGGCUCCACGUGCAGGUGCAGCCCGCUCUGGCCGUGUCCAUGGACUUCAGCACCUACGGGAGCCUGCUGCCGCAGGGCUUCAUCCAGAGGGAGCUGUUCAGCAAGCUGGGUGAGCUGGCCGUGGGCAUGAAGUCGGAGAGCCGGACCCUCGGGGAGCCGUGCAGCGUGUGUGGGGUGGAUCUUCCUGACAACGAGGCCGUAGAGCAGCACAGGAAGCUGCACAGCGGGAUGAAGACGUACGGGUGUGAGCUCUGCGGCAAGCGGUUCCUGGAUAGUUUGCGACUGAGAAUGCACUUACUGGCUCACUCAGCGGGCGCCAAAGCCUUUGUCUGCGAUCAGUGCGGUGCCCAGUUCUCGAAGGAGGAUGCCCUGGAGACACACAGGCAGACCCAUACAGGCACAGACAUGGCUGUCUUCUGUCUGCUGUGCGGGAAGCGUUUCCAGGCGCAGAGCGCCCUCCAGCAGCACAUGGAGGUCCACGCGGGCGUGCGCAGCUACAUCUGCAGCGAGUGCAACCGCACCUUCCCCAGCCACACCGCCCUCAAGCGCCACCUGCGCUCACACACAGGCGACCACCCGUACGAGUGUGAGUUCUGUGGCAGCUGCUUCCGGGAUGAGAGCACACUCAAAAGCCACAAGCGCAUCCACACGGGCGAGAAGCCCUACGAGUGCAAUGGCUGCGGCAAGAAGUUCAGCCUCAAGCACCAGCUGGAGACGCACUACCGGGUGCACACAGGUGAGAAGCCCUUCGAGUGCAAGCUGUGCCACCAGCGCUCCCGGGACUACUCGGCCAUGAUCAAGCACCUGAGGACGCACAACGGUGCCUCGCCCUACCAGUGCACCAUCUGCACCGAGUACUGCCCCAGCCUGUCCUCCAUGCAGAAGCACAUGAAGGGCCACAAGCCCGAGGAGAUCCCGCCCGACUGGAGGAUAGAGAAGACGUACCUGUACCUGUGCUACGUGUGAAGCCAGGCCGGGCGGGGGCGGAGGAGCAGGAGCGAGAGGAGGAGUUAGAGCAGGAUGGAGUCGAGGAAGGAUUGUGCAAAAAAUACAUGUCUAUAUAUAAGGGAAAAAGGAAGAAAAAGGAAACCUGGUAGCGAUCUGGCCUUGGGGUCUCUCUGGGGCUCCAGGUGACCAGGAUGCCCGGCCAUGGCCCCUUCCCGGGCCGCCAUCCCUCCUCUCCUGGCUGGAGGUGGGCCUAAUUUCUUGGGUGGGGGUGGAGGGGGCUUUGUUCUGCUCAGACCCUCUUUUAUGUCCAGAAAUGGAGUCUGGGAAGAAGGUGAGGGUGUUCGGGUCAGAGCCAGUCUCUGCCUGCCAUCCUCAGCCUUCUCAGAAGAUGGAGGCUCUGGGGGGCCAGGGGCAGGGGGCUGCAGAUGGUGGGGCUGGACUGGGGCGCUGGCUGACACUCAGAGUGGCAGCUGGUUUGCUGGGGGCAGAUUGGGGUGGGGAAGGGAGCCUCUUCCCCUCCCUCAUUUCACCUGUUGCUUCCCUCUGCUCUGCUGAUCUGCAUGUCCCUCUCCGUCUUCAGGAGCCUCAAGGCUCUUGCCCCUCCCCCAGCUCCUGGUCUCUGCCUCCCCCUGCCUCCUCUCCUCCAGUUCAGGGAGUGCCCAGCCUCCCCGCCCCUCCAACUACCACCCCCAGCUCCAACCCAGAGCCCCACUCCCACCCUUAGCCUCUGAGGACACAAAGCAAAGGGAAGACCCACCCUCAGAAAGCCCUGUCCUGAGAGAUUUGCCUCCCAGAUGGAAAAACAGCUAAAUAUAUACAAAUACAUGGGUCCCCCAAUACCCGGACAGGGUUCCCUGCCACCCUCCUCAGUCCCUGGGAGAAGGAAUCCGUGAGAGGGCUGCUGUCCCGGGGGAGGCCCUGGAUGUCCUUCUCCAGGUGUGCCCUCCCCCGGAGAAGGGGGCACCUGCCGGGAGUCAGGGUGCUGGCCAAGGGGGGUGCUGUUGAGUCAUUCUGGGGACCUUUUAAACACCCCAGACCUGGUGAGCGCAGUGGGAACCCCAGGUCCAGAGAGGGCACAGAAUUCCUGGCUCACCGGCCCCCCCCCUCCCCACCCCCGCCAGGCCGCAGGAAGAGGAGGAGUUGUUGAAAGCGCUUCGGCCUUGUGUUACUUCUUUUGUGUGUCCGGGUUCCCCUGUUAGCACACUGUGCUUGAAUUACCUCAGUUUUUUGUGACCUCGUGAGCUUUUGUAACCCCUGCAUCUCUCUUUUUGGUUGGGGGUUGGAAGAAUGGGGAGGGAGUCCUUUUCUGUUUCUUGUGUAAAUUAAUAGUUGGCUUAGUACCUGUUAGCUGGCCAAGGCCCCCAUCCCGGAGCAGCCAUCUUCCAGCUGGAAGGAGCUGCGCAGAAGGAUGGAGUCCUCGGGACCUGGGUGUGGGGGCUGGGUCCCCGGAAGGUGGGCGGAGGGGGAGGGGUAUUGGGGGCCUUUGGAGUCACUGUUGGCUCUGCCCACAGCAUGAACUCAUCAUGCCCCCCAUCGGUUCAGCCUAAAACACUCUGGACACAAUCCCCCCUUUCUUACAGUUUGCUGGGUCUGAGGGCUUGUGUUACUCAGAUCCUCGCAUCUGCGCAACCCCGCCUCUGUGUGCGACCCCACCUCUGGGUGCGACCCACCUCUGUGUGCCACCCACCUCUGUGUGCGACCCGCCUCUGUGUGCAUUAUCAUUGCCAAAAUCGGUCUGUUUCCUGGCUGCGAGGGAUGCGCCAGUCGUGGCUCUGCUGCGCUGGUGGGGUGUUGUUUUCUGAAAGCUACCUCUUCUGUUCGUCCCGUUCCUUUGUCCCCUCCUGCUGGCCUGCGGCGCGCUGCCUGCUCAGCCUCCGCCCGAGCUUAGGAAAGCGCAUUGGCCGCGUUUGUGUUCACUGUGGGAUGGGCCCUCUGUUUCAUCUCAUGCUUUAUUUGUCCACGUUAUUUUCUUUCCUUUCUCUCUCUGAGAAAGUCGUGGCUGCGUUUUUAUCUUAGGUUUUAAAAAGUGGUUUAGGGAAGCGGUUGGGGGAGAAGCGUUGUGAGGAGUAUAGGGAAGUCGGAGGGAUGGGUGCUGCUGUGACCACCCCUGUCCCUUGGCCCCAUCCCUCCAGUCUUGCCCACCCAAUUUGAAGGCCUUAAAAACUGUUGGGGGUAUAGUGUUGGGGGCGGGGCAUGUCGCUGGACUGUUGGUUGGGGGUGAUAAAUAGGGAGGAUGCUACUUUGCAAUUAUAAUAAUGAGUUAGUGCUUGGGGAAGGAAGAAGCUAAACUUGAAGCCCAGAGCAGUUGUGUUUAUAAUGUGAAGAGGGAAUCUCUGGGGAGGAGCCGUCUGUAGGAAUUCGUUGUGCACUAUGGCUUCCUCCCCCAGUCUGGGGAGAAAGGGGGACUGGCUGGGCCCGGGAUCUGUCAGUCCCAGGAGACAGUGUUUUAACAGCAAGAUGUCAUUGAACUUCGGUGGGGAAGGAAAAGAAAUCAAACUAUUCCGUAGACCUGGCUGACACUCUCACUGGCCCCACCGCCCAGCAGCCGGGGUCUCCUUCCCUUUACGUAAAAGCUGAGAGGGUGGAGCUAAUCUUACAAAUGGUAAUAUUUUUGUAAUGUUCGUUAGUUCCUUCGUCACUUCUACAGGCCCUUGCCCUUUCCUUUUGUAAUGUGCAUAGGAAAAAAAAAAAGACAAAAAAAACACCACCACCACCACCAAAAUGUCCCUUUGUGUGUGUGUGUGUGCGUGUGUGUGCGUGCGCGUGUGCUGCUUGUGUGCGGUGUGAGGUCAGGCAGUGUGGCGUCUGCUGGCGCAGCACUGCACGGUACUAAGUCGGACCUGUGCCCCUCGGGCCCCAGGGAACCCCAGUAGGGAGGCAGGGAGAGGGGCCCGGACUGCAGUUUCUGAAGGGCGCUGGGUGGGAGACCUGUAGCUUGCUUUAUUCCCCCUCGGCCCCCACAAAGCCUCAGACACCCUGGACAGAGGCCAGCGUGCCUCCUGUUCGGCUUCCUGCUCACGAAGGUGAGAAUUCUGAUCUUGCCAAGGCCGCCGUGGCCAGGCCUAAGGGCAAGGUGAGGGCCAGGAAUCAUCUGGAGGUUUUGCUGUGUCGGAUAGAGGGGGCUUGGAGACUAGGCGGGAGGAGGCUGCUCCCCGCCAGGUGAGGUCUGAGUGGCUUGACUCCCCUCUUCUCUCUGCCCUCUGGCCCUUGGCCACCUGCGGCCUUUGGCUGUGGCCGGUGGCCUCACCUUGUCCAGCGUCUCACGCUCUCCAGUCUGCAGGGUCCAGGUUGGCCACGGUCCCUUCCCUGGGCUCACUCCUGCAGGCGUGUCCCCGAUGCUUCCAGUGACAGUGCCCUCACGCGUGCUCCUUCCCCAGUCCCUCCUUCACUCGCUCGAAGCAUUAAGACCCUCCGUGUGUAGGAUAGACAGAUAUAUAUAGAGAGAUAUAUAGCAAGAGAGAUAUAAAUAGUAACUAUCACUGCUGCUCUGGAGGAGGCCACGGAUGUGAGGAAGGUGGACCUGGGGUGCGGGGGUGGGGAGGGAGGCUGGGGGACCCAGUGAUUCAGUACAAUCCAGGGAUGCAAUGUGGGCUUGUUGAAUGUUUGUGCCUGAACAGUUUUCCAUGUUUAGAAAAAAAGAAAAGGAAAACAACCUGCUGCAGUUUUUCGCAAGGUGCGUGGCACCCUUCGGGGUGCUGCUGGUGCGGGGGCUGUGGGCAGAGGCCCGGGAGGGAGCGGGCCUUUGGGCUCCCGUCUUCAGGGGAGUGAGCGGCGGGGGGCGGGUCUGCGGCCGGUCCCUGCCAGCCCAGCAGGAGUGAGCGCACGGGAUGUAAGACGGAAGCGGAGAAAGAAGAAGCCGUCCGUUCGUUGUUCUAGGCCUGUGGUACGUUGUUCUCCCCUCCCCUCCUGUUUCCUCCUUUGGGGAGCUUCAUGGCAGCGCCUGCCUGGACAUUCAGCGGGAGCUCAACAGCCAGACAAACGCUUCACGGAAACGGGUGGGUGCGGGUGUGGGGGCGGGGGGAGGCAGAGCCAGCCAGGAGAGGGCCAGGAGGUAGGCUGGGGAGAGGGGUGCAGGCCCCACUGCCCUGUUAGCCAGCAGCCCUGCUCCCCGAGUCCCGGGUGCCCCCUUUGCAGACAGGGUACCUGCCCCUGGCGUGUGUCCUAGAACUUGUUCACUUAGCGUUAGGCAUGAUCUGUGUGAGGGGACGGCGCCGUGGUGGUGCGCCGUGACAUCCGCCCCAUCUAUAUAAAGAUAAAUCUAUAUAAAUAUAUACAUAUAUGUGUGUAAAGCAAAGCACUGGGGCCCCGGCCCUGCUGGACCAAGCAAAGCCCAGCCUUCGGUCUGGGUGUUCCGUUUUGUUUGUUUGUUUGUUUUUUGUGGCUCGUCUUUUGUCGUGACAGCACAAGUGCCAGUCCGAUCGCUCUGUGUUACAGAUAGUGUUUUAAUUAAUUGCUGUUCUAGUUCAUGUCUACCUCAGCACCUCCUCUUAGCCUAAUUUUAGGAGGUUGCCCAAUUUUGUUUCUUCAAUUAUACUGGUUACUUUUUUGUACAAAUCUCUCUUUCUCCUUCUCUCUCCCUUCCGCUGCUCUGUCCCUCUCCCCCCCCCCCACCCCCUUUCAUUUCUGUUGGUUUGUUUCACUUUCCCCCCCCCACCCCCACCCCUGCCCCAGCCUGGUGACCCCAGGUUUGCUUGCCAGUCCCAUCUGCCCAGCCCCGAAGCCGUCCCCUCCCAGUUGUGCGGUCCUGGGUGAGCUCUGCGCCUCUGCCUUCGUUUCGUGUAGAUGGAUGCGUUUCUCUGUAAUUCCAGUGUUCUGACAACAUUUAAAGGAAAAAAUGAAUUUACUGCUGCAGGUUUCUCUCUCCAUGUGUCACUAAGUGAAGUUGUGCCUUCUAUAGCAAAGAGAAUAUUUUUUACAUCCUACUAACAGUAGAUUUUUUUGUAGUGAACAUUUUUUUGUAUUUUUAUUUAUAAGUCUCAUAAGAAAAAUAGCAAUGUUCAGUUGUAUACCUUGAAUCUGCAGUUAGAAGAGAAUAAAGUUAAUUCAGUUGUCUCUGG
Molecule: messenger RNA, 7437 nt
Organism: Eptesicus fuscus (big brown bat)
Lineage: Eukaryota; Metazoa; Chordata; Mammalia; Chiroptera; Vespertilionidae
Gene: ZBTB16
Product: zinc finger and BTB domain containing 16
Exons: 7
Coding region: 371-2398 (675 amino acids)
Biological process (GO): negative regulation of transcription by RNA polymerase II; regulation of cytokine production; regulation of immune system process
Molecular function (GO): protein binding; DNA-binding transcription factor activity; RNA polymerase II cis-regulatory region sequence-specific DNA binding
Source: RefSeq, a predicted model, not a curated record